This is a messenger RNA of Osmia bicornis bicornis, 1511 nucleotides long. RefSeq lists its product as uncharacterized. Gene Ontology annotation, molecular function: nucleic acid binding. The coding region runs from base 1 to 1482 and encodes 493 amino acids. NCBI's taxonomy places the organism in Eukaryota, Metazoa, Arthropoda, Insecta, Hymenoptera, Megachilidae. The transcript has 2 exons. The record is from RefSeq and is a predicted model, not a curated record.
AUGGUGAAUAUUAAUCCGAUUAAUGUUAUUAAUCUUCUGUUUGAUACCUUUCGCAUCAAUUAUUGGCUGGAAAUUUCGAUCACUGAUGCUGUUCAUAAUGCUCAUAUCGUUGAAGAUCAGGAUACAGAAGAUAAAGAGUAUGCAGCGCCGACAACCACUGUAUGUUCACAGAAUGAAGACGAAAUUGAUUUCAAAUAUAAAAAGGAUGCCGUUGAAUAUUGGACAAGUGGGAAGACAGGUAAACGGUCAAUAACAGCGGUAAAACAUCGUUUUAGAAAAGUUACUUCAGAGCGACAACUACGGCGCUGGAUGGAUCAAGUACGUGAAGGUGGAUCACGCAAAGAUAAAUUACUGCGUAUAAGUGAUCAUACAUUGCAAAACUUUAUAGAGGCUAUGGACAAACAGUUAAUAGUUCACGAUGUAGACCUACAACGUUGGGCUUUAAACGCAAAAAGAAUGGUUAAUCUUAAGGGUUUUGUCGCCUCUUCCUGUUGGGUAUGGAAGUUUAAAAGAAUGCACGGAAUUGUAUCUCGUAAGGUUACCAAAUUUGUUACGAAACAUGAAAUUUAUUCGAGAAACGUGGAAAUUGCACAAUGUGAAGUUUUCAUCAAUGAAGUGAAGUCGCGCCUAACAGCAAACGGACCCGAAAAUGUCUUUAAUUCCGAUCAGAGUGGAUUCAACCUCGAACAUCACUCUGGUAGAACGUUGGCUUACCGAGGGUCAAAAAAGGUGGAAAGUGUAGUUCAGUCUGUGCCAUCAACAACUCAGAGCUAUACGAUUCAACCUACGAUAUCCGCGGCUGGCAAACUCCUUUCUCCUCUUUUGAUUGUACUUAAGGAAGUUGGCGGAGAGUUUGGACCGAGGGUUCAAGAAACUAUGUUUAGGCCGAACAAUGUUUUUAUACUGGCUUCCACGUCUGGGAAACUAACAUCAGCCCAUCUGAAAACUUGGUUAAAGGAUGUGUUUUUUCCUAACGUCGGAUCGUCAAGUGUUUUAUUGUUAGACUCCUGGGGAGGUCAGUGUUCUAAAACGGUUUCGGAGGCUACGCCACAUGAUAAAGAAUUAAAGCACCUUAUCAUACCGAAAGGCACAACGGGAAGAAUUCAGCCGCUAGAUGUUUACGGAUUUCGAGUUUGGAAAAAUUUUGUUAAACGCUUCUCGGACAUGGUUAUACUUUACGAUUACAAUGUUAAUCUUCAUUUAAGAAACAAUAUUAUUAAGCUUCAAUCUCUGACACACAAUCAGUUCUCUUCGCCAAGAUUUACAGAUCUUUUCAAAUACGCGUGGUUUAAGAGCGGCUAUAUAGAAAACAGUCCCCCUCAUUUUCACAAUCCAGUAGAUUUUUGUUUCGGUGCAAAUUCAGCACCAAUAUGUGACAUUUGUGGAAAUGCUGCUAUUAUUACCUGUGCGUGGUGUAAAAAAUCAUUUUGCUUCCAAAAUUUCUUUACGGAAUACCAUUUCUGUGAAACUUAUGUUCAGUAAAUUCAGUCUUCAUACUACUAAUAUUACAU